Messenger RNA from Gavialis gangeticus (Gharial), 1135 nucleotides. RefSeq names its product proteasome subunit alpha 8 (gene PSMA8). NCBI's taxonomy places the organism in Eukaryota, Metazoa, Chordata, Crocodylia, Gavialidae. Gene Ontology annotation, cellular component: proteasome core complex; nucleus; proteasome core complex, alpha-subunit complex. The annotation marks the transcript as partial. The transcript has 7 exons. The record is from RefSeq and is a predicted model, not a curated record.
CUCUUCCAAGUGGAGUACGCCCAGGAGGCGGUGAAGAAGGGCUCCACCGCCGUUGGGAUUCGAGGGCUGGACAUAGUUGUCUUGGGGGUAGAGAAAAAGUCUGUUGCCAAGCUUCAGGAAGAAAGAACUGUAAGAAAGAUAUGUGCGCUUGAUGAUCACGUCUGCAUGGCUUUUGCAGGUCUGACUGCUGAUGCCAGAAUAGUAAUUAAUAGAGCCCGUGUGGAGUGUCAAAGCCAUAAGCUUACUGUCGAGGAUCCAGUCACAGUAGAGUAUAUAACACGCUAUAUAGCAACUCUAAAGCAGCGUUACACACAGAGCAAUGGACGUAGACCCUUUGGUAUUUCUGCCUUGAUUGUGGGCUUUGAUGAUGAUGGUAGUCCCAGACUGUACCAAACAGAUCCAUCUGGCACAUAUCAUUCUUGGAAGGCUAAUGCAAUUGGUCGCAAUGCUAAAGCUGUGCGAGAAUUUUUGGAAAAGAAUUACAAAGAAGAAGCUAUAGCAACUGACAGGGAAACUAUCAAAUUAGCAAUAAGAGCUUUGCUAGAAGUUGUGCAGUCUGGUGGAAAAAACAUUGAACUUGCCAUAAUCAGAAGAAAUCAACCACUGCAGAUUUUUAGUGCAAAGGACAUUGAAUCACAAGUUGCUGAAAUAGAGAAAGAAAAAGAAGAAUCUGAAAAGAAAAAGAAGAAAAGUAUUUAAAUUUCAGCAAAAAGAAGAUAGCUGCUAUUGAAAUGUUUCUGGAGUUGUAACAGCUGCUAAUUGACAGUGUUUACCGUUGCUGAAUAAUCUUAUCUAUUUAAUUAUUGAAUACAUUAGUUUUCUUAAACUGUGUUACAGAUGUGUUAAAUCCAAUGUGCUCGUUGUAUUCACCAGCAUGUGCAUACACGAAUAUAUUUGCAUUUUGCUGUUCCUCCAAGUUUAAUGUGCAUCCAGCAUUCAAAGGCAUUGGCACAUUUCCUGCACACAAAUUAUCACCAAGCUAUUUGGCAUAUCUCUGUAUAAGUUAUUUAAAGGUUUCAGGUUUUCUUGUGUAAGUUUUUGCAAGUCUAAUAUUUGUUUGCUUUUACUAGCGUGAUACAUAUGUAGUCCAAUAAAAAUUAAGAAUGAAAUAAAGUUUUGAUUUGUUCUGACUGGC